AUGGCCACGCCCUUUCAAAACAUAGGCCAUGGCUCUGGAGAGCUAAUUUCCGAGGCGCACUUGUUGGUGACCCAACUUUACGAUCCCGCUAACCAGCGGAACCCGGCCAAAAUCGAUGAGGUACAGUCGCGGCUGCAGCACCUCCAAAAGAGCGAAUAUGCAUGGGAAAUUGCAGAUUCGCUCCUCCGAGAACGCUCCGCCCAUCACCGUUUCAUGGGUGCUCUCACUUUUACAGUGAAGAUCAAUGUAUCCAGCGGCGAGGUCAAAGAAACCAUGGCGGUCCAAAUUCUGGAACGCCUCAUCAAUCACUUCAUCGGUAUUGUGAAUGAGGGUGAGCAGGCUUUUGUGAUCCGAAAGCUUGCGUCCAGCCUUAUUGCGAUCUUCCGGCAUCCGACUACCUCGUGGAAGCGGGCGCUCUGGCAGCUGGCUGCCAGUCUUGCGCAUGGGAGCUUUGUUCAGGAAGAGCAGUCCCAGACCGUGGAUUUCCUAAGUGGUGUACUGCCAGCUUUGAGUACCCCGCAGGCCACAGCUCUGUUAUUCUUCUCGGUUUCGCUGGCUGAAGAAACCUUGAGGUUAGACACCGAGCCUCAGAAUCUGGUAGCACCGGUGAUUCAGCGGGCUGUGUCAAACAUCAAGGAUGGCUUCUUGCUAGUGCAAUACAUCAUGCGGCAGAUCGCUCAACAUCCUUCCAUUUCGCAGAGUGAAUCUCCUGAGAUAACACUCGGAGUUGAAGCUAUGAUCGCCUGGAAGGCUUGGCUUGGAGUCUAUGGCAGUCGCCUGCACUCUGGACAUGGUGAAGAGCGACGGGCCUUGGCAGUUUCUUGCGGACAAGACAUUAUGGAAAUCCUGAGAAUCCCUAGUCUGAGCGAGAACGCAGCAUCCAUAUUGACUCAAGCGUUUGAAACCCGCAGUUGGGCCUUUGACAACAACUCCAUUUUGAUUAUUUCACAAAUUCUCUCAGACUCCAUCGUGACCUUCCAUAUCUCAGAAAUUACGAAGGGGAAUGAAGGCACCGAGAGCAUGACAUUUGUCGACCUUUUGGUCGCGUAUGUUUCGCAUCUUCAAAUGAACCUAUUCAGUGACCCGAUGAAGCCCCAAAAUGCUCAAAUCUUGAGCAUCGUGCACAGCAUCUUCAAGACGCCAGGAUACGCUGUCAUUGAUGACCCGGCAACACCUCGAGUCUUGGAGUACUGGAAUGAAAUUGCAGAAACUCUUCCCGAUGAGCUGCAACAAAAUGACCCAAGGUAUCAAGCAGUGAAAAGUCACUUGGCGCAGGUUGUUCUCGGCUUAUUUGACAAGCUUCUAUAUCCCACUCCAAGCGACCUUUCAGACUGGAGCGAUGAUGAAAGAAGUGAGUUUAACGGUUUCCGUUACGAAGCUUGUGAUUAUCUAUUGUCGGUUUAUCCAAUCCUCGGCGUUGAGUUGGUAAGUGUUUUCCAGGAGAGCGCAACCACCCACCUUGGCAACAAUGACUGGCGUGGAUUUGAAGCUGCCAUGUUCUGCAUUGCUCAGCUAUCAGAGGCCGUUGAUGAGAACGGCCAUGCAGACCAAUGUCUUGAUGCCAUUUUCGGCAGCGGUGCCUUUUCCCGCCUCUGCGCCGGUGGUGAAACCGGCAUUCCACUCAAGGCGCGUCAGACGCUUGUUGAUGCGUUUGGGAAAUACGAGUCUUACUUUGAACGACACAAUUCGUUGCUUCCGGGUGUUCUGAACAUUCUCUUUGAGUCACUCAACUUCGAGACAUGUGCCCAGGCGGCUUCGCGGUCUAUCUUGACGCUUUCCAAGUCAUGCGGCCGUGUGUUGACCACAGAACUCCCGGUUUUCCUCGAUCAGCUUGACCAAUUCCGUACAAAGCCGACCGCUACGGUAUCAACCAUGCCCAAGGUGCUUGAAGGCAUUGCAACCAUCAUACAAAGACUACCCACCGAUGAUGAGAAAGUGCAAACCCUUGAGAGGAUCCUGCGCUUCUUCGUCCAGGAGGCUAAACAGGCACGAGAUGAGGCUGCCAACUCUGCUUAUGAAAUUGCUCGUGCCCAUGGACAUCUGGUGCUUGGCUGCAUCGCCAGCAUUGGAAGGGGCCUACGUGCUGAUACAGACGAGGUUAUCAACAUUGACGCAGCGGAAGAGCAGGACCCCUACCCUCCAUCCUUUUGGAAUGCUGGACCAGGCUCUGGUGCCCAGCAACUUAUCAUGGAAGCAAUGAGGCUUUUAAUUUUGGAUUUCCCUGUGGACAGUGGGAUUAUUGAUUCCGCGUGCGACAUCCUCAAGGCCGGGUAUACCGAGUCUUCGGGGCUUUUCGUUCUCCCCCCGUCCUUGACCGUUGACUUCAUUAAGAGUUUCCCACUCGGUAUCUCCGGCACAGAUGUCAUCAUGGCUACCGCCUCCUCGUUCCUUGCCUCGCACGCUUCACACUCGAUGCAGAUCAGGGACCAAGCCGUGGCAUUGAUCGUACACGUCUCCCAGCUAUUCUCUUCCAUGCUGGAGAAUCCCGACAUCUACGAUCCAGAGACAGCGAAUGCAGGAAUUGAUUUCCUCGCGCGUCUCCUUCCGAAAUACUACCCCAUCCUGUUCUCCUUGACUGAGCCACUCCCUUCCGCUUCGGGCUCCGUUUCCCAAGGCCUGCCGAUUUUCGUUGUCCUAUUGAACUUUACGCUCCACUCUCUGACGCGCCCCGAGCCUCUGACUCUUCGUUCUGGGUCCGCAUUCUGGGUUGCCAUGUUAGAUCUUCGCGGUGGUUCACCCGAGGAGACAGCUGCUCUCGACCAAGUCCUCGAGCAAUUCAUCCCAACGCUAUGUGAGACUUUGAUCCGCCAGAUCGCAGGCCACUGUGCACGAUCGGAUCUGCUUUCGCUCAACGAUGUUCUGCGUCGCACAAUCUUCAAGAAGAUGGGACUGGCACGCCCCAGUCUCACUGCCGCUCUAAAUGCCUUGAAUGCACAGGUCACAGACGCUGAUGGUCACCAGGCUCCAGUUCUUUCGCCGCAGGAGAAGUCUCGGUUUUUGGAAUCCCUAAUUGUCGCCAGAGGACAGCGACAACCGUCGCUGGAGCUGAUUCGGUCAUUUUGGCUGAAGUGCCGAGGAAUGGCAUUUGACUAUGCCGGAUAG
Messenger RNA from Penicillium atrosanguineum, 3102 nucleotides. Its product is annotated as putative importin 13. The transcript is spliced from 4 exons. The coding region runs from base 1 to 3102 and encodes 1033 amino acids. Gene Ontology annotation, biological process: protein import into nucleus. The record is from RefSeq and is a predicted model, not a curated record. Gene Ontology annotation, cellular component: cytoplasm; nuclear membrane. Lineage: Eukaryota; Fungi; Ascomycota; Eurotiomycetes; Eurotiales; Aspergillaceae.